AUGCCUGCUAAGAUGGCACUGCCCAGUUCCCUUUCUGGCAAACCGGUACCUCCGCGCUCCAGAACACUUCCCACGGCGGGGCUGGAAGCGCACCAGAGCAAGCUGGAUUUUUUCUGCAAGCUGGGCUAUGGUAAGCAGGACAUCUGCAAAGUGCUGGAGAGCCUGGGCCGAGAGGCCCUGGAGGAUGAUGUGCUGAAAGAGCUGAUUCGGAUGGGGAGCAAACCUCAAGCUCUGGAGAGCCAGGCUCAGCCUUCCCCACUUGUACUCGUUGCCCGUGGAUCGUGUAGCACCACGCCAGGGUCGAAGUGGCUUGGAGAAGACGAAAGCGAUUCUUCCGAUUACCUGAGACCCAUUGUGAUCGACGGCAGCAACGUUGCAAUGAGUCACGGAAACAAAGAGGUAUUCUCCUGCUGGGGGAUCCAGCUGGCGGUGGAUUGGUUUCGAGAGAGGGGGCACACGUACAUCAAGGUUUUUGUCCCGCUCUGGCGAAAGGAGCCCCCUCGACAAGACAGUCCCAUUGCAGACCAGCACAUUCUUGAAGAGCUUGAAAAGCAAUCGAUCCUUGUGUACACCCCAUCCCGGAAGGUGAAAGGCAAGAGAGUAGUUUGCUACGACGAUCGCUAUAUAGUGAAAGUUGCUUAUGAGAAAGACGGAGUCAUUGUUUCCAAUGACCACUACCGGGAUCUCCAGAACGAAAACCCUGAGUGGAAAUGGUUUAUUGAGCAGCGACUACUCAUGUACUCUUUUGUCAGUAACAGGUUUAUGCCUCCUGAUGAUCCGUUAGGCCGGCAUGGACCCACUCUUAGUAACUUCCUCAGCAAAAAGCCAGUGCUUCCUGAACCGAAAUGGCAGCCUUGCCCCUACGGUAAAAAAUGCACCUAUGGCAAUAAAUGCAAAUUCUACCACCCAGAGAGACCACAUCAAGCUCAGCUCUCGGUUGCUGAUGAGCUCAGGGCCAAAAUAAAUGUCCCGUUAAGCCUGGGGAAAGAGGAGGAGAAGUGUAACUGCUCACCCCAGAAAGCCCAUGCUUACCCCGAUGCCUCUUACGGUGACCACUGGCCACCCCCAGCUGCAGGGCCACCCUCUGCCCAGCGGGCAAGCGUACGCAGGGAGCUGUGCUCCCUUUUCCCGUACGGCGAGGUGAACCGCGUCAUGGCUUUGUACCCCCAUAUCAAGGAUAUCGCCAGCUUGACUUUACUGAUACAAAGACACAGAAACUUGUGA
This is a messenger RNA of Cariama cristata (Red-legged seriema), 1224 nucleotides long. It is a transcript of the gene ZC3H12D, whose product is annotated as zinc finger CCCH-type containing 12D. The record is from RefSeq and is a predicted model, not a curated record. Gene Ontology annotation, cellular component: cytoplasmic ribonucleoprotein granule; nucleus. NCBI's taxonomy places the organism in Eukaryota, Metazoa, Chordata, Aves, Cariamiformes, Cariamidae. The transcript is spliced from 6 exons. Gene Ontology annotation, biological process: nuclear-transcribed mRNA catabolic process, RNase MRP-dependent; 3'-UTR-mediated mRNA destabilization. Gene Ontology annotation, molecular function: RNA endonuclease activity; metal ion binding; mRNA binding. Bases 1 to 1224 code for a protein of 407 amino acids.